Cololabis saira (Pacific saury) is the source of this 1909-nucleotide messenger RNA. It is a transcript of the gene cabp7b, whose product is annotated as calcium binding protein 7b. Bases 351 to 992 code for a protein of 213 amino acids. Gene Ontology annotation, molecular function: calcium ion binding. The record is from RefSeq and is a predicted model, not a curated record. The transcript is spliced from 6 exons. Lineage: Eukaryota; Metazoa; Chordata; Actinopteri; Beloniformes; Belonidae.
GAGAGGACCGCUGGUUCUUACAGCGUGUCUGCAUCAGGAGAGCGGGGGUCACCCAGGAUUCCCUUAAAGCCGUUCUCCAGGAGGGGGAAGAAGAGUAAAAGAAAAAAAGUCGUUUUUAUUCUUACCUCGUCAACAGGAUAUGAUCAUCUCGCCGCUGCUGCUUUACAGUAGCCUGGUGUAUAUUUUCGUUUGUGGAAGAUGCCGAAACGGGAAACAAAAGUGAGGCUCAGUCUAUCGGAUAUAGAUCUGAAAGAACAAGACGCGCUAUAGAAACCAGACGGUCUGUCCAAACUCCGGAGAGCGUGGCUAUAUGAAGAUCGCGACACAGUUGUUGCUUUUCCCUCGCAGAAAUGCCAGUGCGUGCUGUGACCACCAGGUUCAUGUACAAGGGACUUUGCACUAUUCCAGAUGUCCUCUCCUACCGGACCCCUGUUCACCUGCCCGAGGACGAGGUGGAAGAGAUUCGCGAGGCUUUCAAAGUAUUUGACAGAGACGGGAAUGGCUUUAUCUCGAAGCAGGAGUUGGGGAUGGCCAUGCGUUCCCUGGGCUACAUGCCAAAUGAGGUGGAGCUGGAGGUUAUCAUCCAAAGACUUGACAUGGAUGGUGAUGGCCAGGUUGGGUUUGAAGAAUUUGUCACAUUGCUUGGCCCGAAGCUCUCUGCUGCUGGAAUGCCUGAUAAGUUCCACGGAGCAGACUUUGAUUCCGUAUUUUGGAAGUGCGAUAUGCAGAAACUAACUGUGGAUGAGCUCAAGAGGCUCCUGUAUGAUACUUUCCGCGACCACCUCACCAUGAAAGACAUUGAAAACAUCAUCAUGACUGAGGAGAACCACCUGAACAGCCCAGAGUCACAUGUGGACAUUGAUACAAGCCCAACACAGCAAGAAAAGCACACAUGUGUGCGUAAGAGCCUGAUUUGUGCCUUCGCUAUUGCAUUUAUCAUCAGCGUCAUGCUCAUUGCAGCAAAUCAAAUGCUCCGUAGAGGGAUGAAGUAAAUAAAUGUUGCCAGCAAGAGACAACCCGAUCUAAGGGUGGACUCUGAGAAGAAAAAAAAAACUAUGUUCAUAUGGUUCUAGGUUUUAUUUAUUGUUAGCACCCAUGAUGAUGCAAUCACUGCAUCUCAAUACAAUAUAAUGGAUGAAACGAUGUCAUACAGUGGUUUUGUGUUACCACUUAUCAUAACAUGGUGAAAAACUGAUCGUAAGGAAGGCAUCUCAAGGGCUGAUUAGUAUCAGACACAGGUUCCCUUAACAAUAUCUGACCAGAAUGCAGAAUGAGACUAUAAUAUUUUACUGUUUCAGUGUACAGUAUGUUCUGUGCAAAGGCUGCAUUGAGAACCAUGCAAUGUAAAAUUCACCACAUAAUAAGACACCAAGGAUAGUAAUAAAGCAAUACAGAGGUGGGUCAUUUAUCUUAGAAUAGAUGUUUCUGAGCACUGCAUAUGUAUGUCUCUGUGUCUGUUUACUAUAAUAUGUCAAGAUUUUCACAGAAUUACAGCUCACAUUGAGUUUAGCAGACUUUUUCUGAGCAAGGAUCAUAAUUAACUUAAAUUUGAAUAAAACAGCCCUCCUAUUUCAAAGAGCAAGACCAGAUGAGUAGUUGCUCUAAAGCUGUCAUUGGCAGCCUGUUGGUCAGUCAGUGGUUGGUUGGACCACCACUAUGCAGGCUGGAAUAUGUCCACUUUAACAUAUCAGAUGUUUCAUCAUUACAUUUUCUAUUCAGGGUGCUUGUCAAGUGCACUAGCUUGUUACCUAUCCAAGACGCAACAAAAGUUAUCCAUUUCAUUUUGUUAUCUCAUGUUAUUAUCCAACACACAGGUCGCAAAAUCUAAUUUGAAGGCACAUAAAAUAAUGGAAAUUCUUCAAAUUUUUUUGAUCUAAGAAGUAAAAGAAACCCAAGAAGUGGAUUAAAG